Molecule: messenger RNA, 984 nt
Organism: Telopea speciosissima
Lineage: Eukaryota; Viridiplantae; Streptophyta; Magnoliopsida; Proteales; Proteaceae
Exons: 1
Coding region: 1-984 (327 amino acids)
Molecular function (GO): zinc ion binding; nucleic acid binding
Source: RefSeq, a predicted model, not a curated record
AUGACUUCUCAUACGACUAUUACAAAGUUUCUGGCAAGAACACAUGGCACCCUACGAGAAUGGUACAUGUCUCUGGGCCCUUACAAGCAGCUACAAUGGGAACAAAUAGGUAUUAAUGAAUUUGUAUCCCAACUCUACAAUGAAUUCAUAGGUCCAAUUGAGAGCAAUAGAGUCAAAGUAAGGGAAGAAUACUUCCAGAUGAAGUGCUACUCUUUCCUGAAUUUAGACCUUGAAAAACACUUCACCAGAAUGAUGGACCGUUUCUACAUCCUUGGCGGUCUUGAUGAUGUAAAUAUGAAGCAAGUUUUCUUGAAUUCUUUCCCAGAACCUCUGGGCAAAGAUGCAGCAAAGAAUUUACAUAUUCAGGGUCUCCAACUUCAUCAGAUCACCCUUGGCAGACUAUACCAGGAAAUUCAAAUUGCUCUUCAAAGGCUCUGUGAUCAACAACAAUUUUUCAAAACAUGGGAGAAGACCACGGAAAAGAUAAAGGACACCUGUGACACCUCCUAUUUGAAGAUUAAAUGCAAGGAUAAGAACUGUACUUGUCCCAUAAAGAAGCACUCCCAUUUUUUCAGGAUCCACAGGCGCAAAUCAGCUUUCCAUAAGCACUCUCGUCCGUCUCAUAAGCGUCCUAAGAGCAAGAAAUACAGAUACUUCAAGAGGAAGAAAUUCCAUGGAAAGACUUCUGAUACAUGCUAUUCUUAUGGGAAGAAAGGUCAUUUUGCCAAGAAUUGCUUUGACAAGAAGAAGAAGACCAACCUCAUGCAUAUGUUGGCCAAGUUUUACACCAAUGAUGACAUGGAUGCGGAUAUAGAGUCACUGUACUCUAUUGAUGAAGAGUUUUCCCCAGAUCUCUUAUUUCCAGUAGACGUACAGUUAUCAGAAACAGAAUCUGGGUCUAAAACUAAGUCCAACGGAUUUGAACCCGUCUACCCCCUCUUGCAUUCUAACCCUUCACCCUCGUCACCACCGUUACCCCUAUAG